Medicago truncatula (barrel medic) is the source of this 1171-nucleotide messenger RNA. RefSeq names its product expansin-like B1. Gene Ontology annotation, cellular component: extracellular region. The record is from RefSeq and is a predicted model, not a curated record. NCBI's taxonomy places the organism in Eukaryota, Viridiplantae, Streptophyta, Magnoliopsida, Fabales, Fabaceae. The coding region runs from base 66 to 830 and encodes 254 amino acids. The transcript has 5 exons.
CCUUCAUGCAUCACAAGCUCUCUUUACCAUUCUGAGUUCUGACUGCUUUAUCCAUUCUAUCCUACAUGGCACUCUCUCUUUUGUGUUUUGUUCUCAUUGCCACCUUUCUUUUCAUGCAAACCCUAGCAGAUACUUCAUGCACCGAUUGUUUUGUUCAAUCUCAUGCAUCAUUUUACCCAAACUCUGAAGAAAACGGCACAGAUACUGGUGCAUGUGGAUUUGGUUCCUUUGGUGCUACUAUUAAUGGUGGGGAUGUAUCGGCUGCAUCUAGUCUUUAUCGAGAUGGAGUUGGCUGUGGCGCUUGUUACCAGGUGAGGUGUACCAACAGUGUUUAUUGCUCAGGCAAUGGUGUCACGGUAGUUUUAACUGAUCAAGGCUCAGGAGAUAACACUGACUUCAUUCUUAGCCAACGAGCCUUCAGUGGGAUGGCUCAGAGCAAGGAUGCAGCCACUUCUCUAUUAGCUCUUGGUGUAGUUAAUAUUGAAUACAGACGGGUUUCAUGUAGCUACCCAAACAAAAACAUUACUAUUAAGAUUGAUGAAAGCAGCAGCAAUCCUCAUUACUUGGCUUUUGUCUUAUGGUUUCAACAAGGAAAGAGGGACAUAACUGCUGUGCAGCUCUGUGAGACUCAGAACUUUGUCUGCAAGUUACUGGAUCGGGAUCAUGGCGCAGUCUGGACUUCUACCUCUCCACCGAGUGGACCUCUGACUUUAAGGAUGUUGUUUAGUACUGAAGAUGGAGAAGAUACAUGGAUUGUUCCUGUUAAUAACAUACCAGAAAACUGGAAGGCUGGAGACACGUAUGACUCAGGAGUACAAGUAGACCAGUAGAGAUGCAGUAAAAUAUGAAGCCAUAUGUGACCAACAAAAUAUUGUUUAUUAAACUUUAUUUAUAUGCUAUUAUUACCCUGUUAUGAAAGAAAUAAAUAAAUAAGUCCACUGAGUUUAUCAUAUCAUUGAUCACAAGCAUGUUAGGUACAGGCCCAAUUAACAAGGCCCACUUUAAGUUAAUUUCAUGUUUUAAAUAGAAUAAGAGUUGGAAUUUCUUCAAAAAAAAAAAAUAGAAUAAGAGUAGGAGUCAGAUGGGCAUUUAGUUAUUUUUUAUGUUAGUUUGGUUUGAGAGAGAAUAGGCUCUCUAAUUCCUAGAGGAUUGGUUUAAUUGUGUGUAGCAA